GGGGCGCGCGACUGCUCUGGGCGGCGAUGGCGGCGGACGGGGACUGGCAGGAUUUCUAUGAGUUCCAGGAGCCGGCCCGGAGCCUCCUGGACCAGGAGAACUGUAACGGGAGCCCCGAGCCUGGGGCGGGGGCGGGGGCCGGGGCGGGUGGGGGCGCCGACGGUUUCCCGGCCCUGGCCUGCAGCUUGGAGGAGAAGCUGAGCCUGUGCUUCCGCCCCUCGGAUCCGGGCGCCGAGCCCCCGAGGGCGGCCGUGCGGCCCAUCACGGAGCGCAGCCUCCUGCAGGGGGACGAGAUUUGGAAUGCCCUGACAGAUAAUUAUGGGAAUGUGAUGCCUGUAGACUGGAAGUCAUCGCAUACUAGGACCUUGCACUUGCUUACUCUGAACCUCUCAGAAAAAGGGGUAAGUGACAGUUUGCUCUUUGAUACGUCAGAUGAUGAAGAGCUGAGAGAACAGCUGGAUAUGCACUCAAUCAUCGUCUCCUGUGUUAAUGAUGAACCCCUCUUCACGGCAGACCAGGUUAUUGAAGAAAUUGAAGAAAUGAUGCAGGAAUCACCGGACCCAGAAGAUGAUGAAACCCCUACACAGUCAGAUCGGCUUUCAAUGCUUUCCCAGGAAAUUCAAACUCUUAAGAGGUCUAGUACCGGCAGUUAUGAAGAGAGAGUGAAAAGGCUCUCAGUGUCUGAGUUAAAUGAAAUCCUGGAAGAAAUCGAGACUGCCAUUAAGGAGUACUCUGAGGAGCUGGUGCAGCAGUUGGCUUUACGAGAUGAACUGGAGUUUGAAAAGGAAGUGAAAAACAGCUUUAUUUCUGUUCUUAUUGAAGUGCAAAACAAACAGAAAGAGCACAAAGAAACAGCAAAAAAGAAAAAGAAACUAAAAAAUGGCAGCUCUCAGAAUGGGAAGAAUGAGAGAAGUCAUAUGCCCGGCACACGCUUCAGCAUGGAAGGGAUCUCAAAUGUCAUUCAGAAUGGCCUCCGCCACACCUUUGGAAAUUCAGGUGGAGAGAAACAGUAUUUGACUACAGUCAUUCCUUAUGAGAAAAAAAACGGACCACCGUCUGUUGAAGAUCUUCAAAUAUUAACAAAAAUUCUUCGUGCCAUGAAGGAGGACAGUGAAAAAGUUCCGAGCUUGUUAACUGAUUAUAUUCUGAAAGGACUGUAAUUGUGAACCUACCUAUACCGCAUGCCUUAGGGAAGCAGCACCCAUCUAAUUCUGCUCCUCAUGCUCGGGCCGCUGGCUCCUGUCUGUAAGCCCAGUUCUAUCUAUACUGUACCUGCUUCUGAUGAGCUGUCUGUGUGCAUGUGUUGUGGUUUUGUCUUGGCUUUGUAUUGUGAGGACUGGGUGGAAAAGCAGCAAGGAUUUAGACUACAGCGGAGACUGUAGUCAGAGAAAACGAAGACGGGAGUGCGAUGCGGAGAUGUAUUUACCCAAAUGUGUGUGGGAAGGUGGGGAAGUCGGGUCAUUGAAAAUGCUCUUUUCCACCCAUCCUGAAAGUUCACAGCUGGUUAACUGUUCCUCUUCCGUGGGGACCAAUAAUACGACACUUUGCCUGGGAGGGGGAUAUUGCUCAAGGGGAGAAUACUCCUUCCCCUUUUUUGGAUGGUUUGUUGUUGUUUCAACACAGAUCAGAGUGUGGCUUGGCUGCCUAAAUACACCAUCUUAGUUUUAAUGCAAAUGUCAGAAGUGAAAGAAGGUAGAAAAGUGGUCUCAUUUGGCCUGAGAAAGGGAGUAGGGUGGGCACUGUAUGGGCUAAUUGAGCUUCUCUUUCUCGCACCUGCUUAAUGACCCCCCUGCGGCCUGCCGCCACUGCUGCCUUGACAGUAGUACCCAAGGCUCAUUCUGAAGUAAUGUGCGCGUGGCUGCUGCCGUGCUGCUAGUUAGGAAUAAAAAUGUGUGCAGAAACGUGCACCCUUCUUUGACUUCCCUAGGGAUCCUGUUUGCUGUGUCACAAGCCUCAUGGUAUAGGGCGAAUGUUAGGGGCUUCUAUCUCCAAGUGGCACCCUAAGAGACAUGGCCUUCUGGUAUCUCAUUUCUGGGAAAUUCUAAUGUGUGUUGAGAGAACUCAUCCUUGUUGGGUAUAGCCUCUUAAAACCUUAAAAAAAUUGCUACAUAGAUCUUUGCAUUUAGUUCUCAUUA
Molecule: messenger RNA, 2135 nt
Organism: Pan troglodytes (chimpanzee)
Lineage: Eukaryota; Metazoa; Chordata; Mammalia; Primates; Hominidae
Gene: FEZ2
Product: fasciculation and elongation protein zeta 2
Exons: 9
Coding region: 27-1160 (377 amino acids)
Cellular component (GO): cytoplasm; axon
Source: RefSeq, a predicted model, not a curated record